AUGAGCAACGAACUAAAAUAUGUUCUUCUACCAAGAAUUGAAGAUCGUCGACGAACACCUAAAUUUCAGCCAUGGCCUAGAAAUAAUUCAAAGUAUCGAGAACGCCUUAGAAUGAAAUAUCCAUGUAAUAUGGACACAAAAAAUUGGAAGUUUGUCAAAGAUGGUUUAGACGAUUUUCGUGAUGGUUUACCACCUCCACAUGAUGAUAUUAUGUUACAACCGGAAAAAGGACCAGGUCCCGUUGUACUCUCUCAAAAUCGUCAAGUGAAAGCAAGCGUACGAGACAUUCGAAGUAGUCUUACCGAUCAUCAAAUAUAUCUUAGUCGUGAACUACCAACUGCUGAAAAACGUCGUCAAUUAAUAGAUAGUUAUAUAUCAGCUUUACUCGAUCAUCCUUUGGCUUUAUUUCCACAUUUCAAUGAGACAUUACCACCGGAUCUUUAUGGAAAACUAACAAGACUGUUUGAAGCUGAAUUGUUACGUGAAACUAAUAGUGAACAGGAUUUAUUAGCCGAUGAAUGUCCAGAAAUUUUAACAGCACGGUCGGAUUUUGCUGUACUUCACGAAGAAGCGAAUAAUGGUGAAAGAAGUGUCAGUAGUGGUUCAAAUGAAUCCGAUAAUCAAUCACAAUCAGAAAAAACGGGAAGUAAACAAAGUUCGACACGACUAGGAAGAAGUACAAUAGUAUUCGAUGAAUCAGGAAACCCAAUUGAUUCUGGCGAACUUGAAAGAAAACAGAAAAAUCCUUAUCGAUGGUUUAUUGAACAACAACAAAAGAAACAAAAAGCUAAAGGACCAACAAAGGAAGAAGAAGCAACUUCGGCUAUGGAAGCUCAUCUGCGAAGUGCUUCGGAAGAUUUUUGUAAUUGGUUAUAUGCCUUUGGUGAUGGAACAAAUCUUGAUGUCGAUCCAUCUGUUGUUCGAAAUUUAUUUUCGACUGCUUAUGAUACAAAACCACCGUUAAGCGUACCAAUUAAAGUAGUCGAAAUGACCAGAAUUCCACCGGAACUACGAGAAGGUGCACAAGAAUCAAUGAUGCCGACGACACGACAUAGGAAAACAACAUUUCCUGAAUUGCAAGUCAGCUCGAGUCUGCCAAGGUCGAAACGAUUUUCUUCACAGCCUAGUCUUCGAGAAUCGCAAGCAAGAAAUAGUCGAUAUGGCGCAUGGUAUCUACCUAAAAAUCUGUGGCAACAUUCUUUAAAAACUGAUGAACUGCAAGAUCCAAAAGUACUUCAAGCUGAACGUGAAGAUCCAUUAAGAAAACGAGAAGAACAAAUGAAUUCUCGUUUGGCACCAUUACACGGCAUUGACGCUUUCAAAGAAUAUUUGGUUGAAAAAAAUGUUCGCCGUUUACCAAAAUUGAUAAUUGAUGUUGAACAAUAUCGUCUCGAUAAUCCACGUGACGUAGCCAAUACAAGCAGUGAACUUCAACCAAAGAAAACAUAA
Molecule: messenger RNA, 1449 nt
Organism: Rotaria socialis
Lineage: Eukaryota; Metazoa; Rotifera; Eurotatoria; Philodinida; Philodinidae
Source: the annotation of a GenBank genome assembly